This is a messenger RNA of Bicyclus anynana (squinting bush brown), 1806 nucleotides long. RefSeq lists its product as uncharacterized. NCBI's taxonomy places the organism in Eukaryota, Metazoa, Arthropoda, Insecta, Lepidoptera, Nymphalidae. The record is from RefSeq and is a predicted model, not a curated record. The transcript has 2 exons. The coding region runs from base 246 to 1694 and encodes 482 amino acids.
UAUGAUUGCAAUGAAUACUGUCCAUCUACGUCUAGUUAUUGAUAUUCCUACGCCGUAAUUUCAAUACGAUUUUUGUAGCCAUCAAGGCUCACGUCCUUACAUAUAGUGGCAUUAGGUAUUCCGUUACACGGGCACCAUUGCCACAUAACGAUGCAAAAUUUGUUUCAACUAUAUAAAAGCGUGCACCCCAUUUUCUAUCGCGCGCAUUUCGAUUUGAAAGAGGUAUCGCGGGGGACAUUGCUGCGAUGAUUGUGACGGUUAUAUUGUUGCUGACAACAUGCGGAAUCGUCCAAAGCUCGGAGACACACGCAGUGGCACCAGCGGGUGUUGCGCCGGUUGUGACAGCUGCUAGCUCGCAGUACUUCGAGAGAACGUUCAAUCGUUUGGUCGCAGUUCCUCCGUUACAACCAGUACUGCCAUUAGCACCAGCUCCUGUGGCACCAGCCGCUGUUGCACCAGUUGCGCCUCCAUCAAUACUGUCAGUGUUGCCAAUUGCGCCCGCCCGCCCGCCAGUUGUUGUGGAUGCAACAAGAACAACAGCGGAGCCACCACCAUUACCACCACCUUCGAAUCCUUUAGACCCUAAUAUUGCCAUCGCAAUCGCAACAGCGCAAGCCGCACCAGUUGCAACUAUUCUCCUGCCACCUUAUCCAUUCGGAUUCCCACCGUCAUUUGGACUUCUACCGCAACCACCGCAAGCACCAUCAGAUACCAGAGAAUCAACGACGUCAAAAACAACAACAACUAUUCAAGCGACAACAACACAAAAAGAAGAAGACCCUACAACACCUGUCCCGUCAAACAUAGAUAACGCUUUCGCUCAAGCUCCAUCAAAUCAGGAUGUCAACUUCAGGCAAUAUUUGGCACCACAAUUACCUGGACAAGGGAUAGCCACUCAGCAACCGGCUCUGAGACCACAACAAAUUCCUGAUCCUAAUCAACAGUUUCCCGGUCCCAAUCAACAGUAUCCCGGUUCCAAUCAACAGUAUCCUGGCCCCAAUCAACAAUUCCCCGGUCCCAACCCACAGUUUCCCGGUCCCAAUCAACAGUAUCCCGGUCCCAAUCAACAAUUCCCCGGUCCCAAUCAACAAUUCCCCGGUCCCAACCAACAGUUUCCCGGUCCUAAUCAACAGUUUCCUGGUCCAAACCAACAGGUCCCUGGGCCUAAUCAACAUUUUCCCGAUCCUAAUCAACAGUUACCCGGUCCUAGACCACAACAGUUCCCUGGCACUAAUUCAAGGCCAAACCCAAUUCCGUUACCCAAUCCACAACAAUUCCCAUUACCUAACUCAUGGCCACAGAGCAUCCCUCAACAUUUGCCUCUGCCAGAUGCAAGGCCCAUUAAAUUUAAAACUAAUGUUGAAGUAGUACCUGUACCGCUGGCAUAUAUUGCACCACCUUCACCUCAUCAACAUCAUCAUCAUAAUCACCAUCAUCAUCAUCAUCAUCAAUCAUUGAAAGUGAUCCCCCAUGUUCACACGUUUGUACCAAAGACUUCCAAAAUCAUCAUUAGGCCUGUAACUGCGUUAAGAAUUAGAACGUUAAGAACACCCGUACCUUUUGCGACGUAUGGACCACCUAAAUUAGUAAAACGACUGGCUUUGAACUAUCCACGUAAAAUCAGAUCACGUGAUACUGAACUCACUACCUUUAAACCUAUAAACAGGCAGUUUACUAAACCACAAAGGUUAUAAGUUAUUAAUAAAAUAAAUGUUAUAAGCUAUCCUAAAUAAAAUGUACACUUGUUAAUAUUGUCACUGUAAUUGUAAGUAUCACAAUGAUGUAAAUACAAUAUUUAUACUUUUA